AUGUCCUCCACGACGAAGCCCGAACCCGAAGCAGCGGCAGUUCAACGCCAGCAAAAGGUCAGAUGGUACCGGUCCACCUUUUACAACAUGACCAUUCUCGGUCUGUGUAACUUCGCGGCGCCAGGAAUAUGGGGUGCAAUGAACUCCCUCGGCGGCGGCGGCGCGCAAAAGCCGUACCUGGUCAACACGGCCAACGCACUGACAUUCUGCCUCAUGGUUGUCUCGUGCUGGGUAUCAAGCGCGCUCGUUCACUACAUUGGUAUCAAGGGCGCCCUGAUAUUCGGAACGCUCGGAUACGCCCCCUACGCAGCCGGGCUUUACACAAACAACAGAUUCGGGACAGAGUGGCUCGUCAUCCUGGGCGCAGCGCUCUGCGGCCUCUCCGCCGGCGUGUUUUGGAUGGCCGAGGCCGCCAUCGCCAUUGCCUAUCCCGAGCCGUGGAAUCAGGGCAAGGCCCUGGGCUACUGGCUGACGUAUCGGCUUGCCGGGCAGGUUCUCGGCGGCGCCAUCAACCUGGGGCUCAACGCGGACAAGGACGAGGCCGGAAAGGUCUCGUAUACCGUCUUCUUGAUCUUUAUUGCGCUGCAGGCUUCGGGUCCCCUCGUGGCCUUGCUGCUCAACCAGCCCCAUCAGGUAGAGCGCAAGGAUGGGAAAAAGGUCGACCUGUCCAUUCUCGACAACCCUGGGAGGGAAAUACUCCGCACGACCAAGCUGUUUUUCAGCAAGCAGUUUCUUCUUAUAGUGCUCUUCAUUGGCCAGGCUGUGUUUGCAGAGGCCGUCUUCUUUACUUACCUGUCUCUCACCAAGUUCCGAAAUACGCAGCCGACGUACGACUGGUCCAGCCCAGGAUUCGCGGCUGCAUUCUUGGUCUUUGUCUUUCUUACUCUCGGCUUCCAACUAAACUACCUCUUUCUGUACUUUAUCAUUCAGAAUAUUUCCACAGAUAAUAGCGAGGUUGUUCGCUAUGCGGCGCUUCUUCGAGGGACGGAAUCGGCUUGGCAAGCCGUCAGCUAUGGCUUGUCGUCCAUUACCAUAAUCGCCCAAGUUGGUGGCGUAUAUAUCAACUUUGCGCUGUGGGCUGUAUCCAUUGUGCCAGCUUGGCUCGUUAUCCGACAUUUUGGAACCGAGGAAAAAGCUUCGAGUCAUGGUUCUGAUGAAGAUGGGGGGAACGAGUGA
Molecule: messenger RNA, 1176 nt
Organism: Metarhizium robertsii ARSEF 23
Lineage: Eukaryota; Fungi; Ascomycota; Sordariomycetes; Hypocreales; Clavicipitaceae
Product: DUF895 domain membrane protein
Exons: 5
Coding region: 1-1176 (391 amino acids)
Biological process (GO): transmembrane transport
Molecular function (GO): transmembrane transporter activity
Source: RefSeq, a predicted model, not a curated record